GAGAGGAAGAGGCGGGUCAAGGCCUGGUAAAGGAGGAGGGGCGCGUCCAAAAGGCUGGUCCUGUCCGGGAACGGCAGGAGGGCGAAAGGUGGUAGAUACAGCGAUCGGUAUCAACCAUUUAAGAGUAGUAUAGGGGCGGGGAGGGCGGCAGAAGGCUGUCCUCUGGUUAAUGCCCCGCGUGGGACCACGUGAUUAGAGCGGUCCUGCCCUCCUCCGCCGGAACCAGCUGUUUGAAUCCCGUCUCCAGAACUAGCAGCAUCUCAGUCCUACCGGCGUGAGGCGCCAAGGACCCGCCCUGCGGCUCAUGGCUGCGCCCGUCCGGCUGGGCCGGAAACGCCCGCUGCCAGUUUGCCCCAACCCUCUCUUCGUACGCUGGCUAACCGAGUGGCGGGACGAGGCAGCCAGCAGAGGGCGCCGCACGCAAUUUGUGUUUCAGAAGGCGCUGCGCUCCCUCCGGCGGUAUCCACUGCCCCUGCGCAACGGCAAGGAAGCUAAGAUCCUCCAGCACUUCGGAGACGGGCUUUGCCGUAUGCUGGACCAGCGAUUGCAGCAGCACAAAGCAUCAGUAGGUGACCAUGCCCCCUGUUCACCAUCCGGAACCAAGAGCCCAGCCCGGGAAAGGCCACCUGCUGAAGUCCAGGACCCUUCCAUGCCAGUCCCAACCCAGCUCAAAGCAGGAGGCCCUGGCAGCUAUUGGCCAGCCCGGCACUCGGGAGCACGUGCAGUCCUGCUGCAGCUGUACAGGGAGCACCUGAAUCCUAGCGGCCAGGGCUUCCUCACCAAGGAGGAGCUGUUGCAGAGGUGUGCCCCAAAGGUUCCCAGGGUGGCCCCUGGAAGUGCUCGCCCCUGGCCAGCCCUCCGUUCCCUCCUCCACAGGAACCUGGUCCUCAGAACACACCAGCCAGCUAGGUAUUCACUGACCCCGCAGGGUCUGGAGCUGGCCCAGAAGCUGGCUGACUCAGAGGGCCUGGGCUUGCUGAAUGUGGGCAGCGGGCCGGAGGAGCCCCCUGGGGAGGAGCCUGAAGUGCCAGAAGCGGCUUCCGCUGAGCUUGGUGCCAGCGAAGGGAGCGUCCAACAGCCCCCGCUGGAGCUGGGGCCCGGAGAGUACAGGGUGUUGUUGUGUGUGGACGUCGGCGAGACCAAGGGGGCGGGCCACAGGCCAGAGCUGCUCCGAGAGCUGCAGCGGCUGCACGUGACACACACGGUGCGCAAGCUGCACGUCGGGGACUUCGUGUGGGUGGCCCAAGAGACCAGUCCCAGAGACCCAGCACAACCUGCAGAGCUAGUCCUGGACCACAUCGUGGAGCGAAAGCGGCUGGACGACCUGUGCAGCAGCAUCAUCGACGGCCGCUUCCGGGAGCAGAAGUUCCGGCUGAAGCGCUGUGGCCUGGGGCGCCGAGUGUACCUGGUGGAGGAGCACGGUUCUGCACGCAGCCUCAGCCUCCCCGAGAGCACACUGCUGCAGGCUGUCACCAACACCCAGGUCAUCGACGGCUUCUUUGUGAAGCGCACAGCGGACAUUAAGGAGUCAGCUGCCUACCUGGCCCUGCUAACACGGGGCCUGCAGAGGCUCUACCAGGGCCACACCCUCCGCAGCCGCCCCUGGGGCACCUCUGGGGACCCUGAAUCAAAGGCCGGGCCCUCCCCAAACCCUCUCUGCUCACUCCUCACCUUCAGCGACUUCAACGCGGGAGCCAUGAAGAACAAGGCCCAGUCUGUGCGGGACGUGUUUGCCAGGCAGCUCAUGCAGGUGCGCGGGGUGAGCGGGGAGAAGGCGGCAGCCCUGGUGGCUCGGUACAGCAGCCCUGCCAGCUUACUGGCUGCCUAUGAUGCCUGUGCCACCCCGAAGGAACAGGAAAUGCUGCUGAGCACCAUUAAGUGUGGGCCGCUGCAGAGGAAUCUGGGGCCCGUUCUGAGCAGGACCUUGUCACAGCUGUACUGCAGCUAUGGCCCCCUGACCUGAGCUAUGUAUGCCACAAGACAGACCCCCAUCUUCCCAGACUACCCGGUCUUUUAACCAGAAUCUUCGGGCUACAGUAAAAAUCUUAAGUGUUUGCAUUUUUAUGUGUUAGAAGGAGAUACCAAGCCCCAGGGGUCUUGAAAGAUGUCCAGGAACUGGGGAGACUGUCAUGUCCGGUUUUUAAAACUGAGCUCCUUGGGACCCUUGGGGUUCCCUUCCAGAGCACGGCUAGGGAGAUGGGAGUCAGUGAGGUGUUGCAAUGUUGAAUCUAGUUCAUGUCAUCAGAGUUCUCUGAUCAAAUAAAAUUUCCUUUGAUGAGAA
This is a messenger RNA of Bubalus bubalis (water buffalo), 2281 nucleotides long. RefSeq names its product MUS81 structure-specific endonuclease subunit (gene MUS81). Bases 305 to 1963 code for a protein of 552 amino acids. NCBI's taxonomy places the organism in Eukaryota, Metazoa, Chordata, Mammalia, Artiodactyla, Bovidae. Gene Ontology annotation, biological process: DNA catabolic process; resolution of meiotic recombination intermediates; mitotic intra-S DNA damage checkpoint signaling. Gene Ontology annotation, molecular function: 3'-flap endonuclease activity; DNA binding; crossover junction DNA endonuclease activity. The transcript is spliced from 16 exons. The record is from RefSeq and is a predicted model, not a curated record. Gene Ontology annotation, cellular component: nucleus; Holliday junction resolvase complex.